AUGAUUUCUUGGUUGGUAGCUUCUCAGGCUGAGCGUUGUGUAUCUGGUAUUCCAUCUUUUGAGUCCACAAAGGUUGUCCAGUUCAUGAUAUUGGGUCCUCCAACUUUCACUGGUGUUAAUAUGGAGGAGGAUCCUCAAAGUUUUUUAGAGGGGAUGGAAACGAUCUUUAGGGUGAUGCAUGCCAUGAAUGUGGAAAGGGUGGAUUUUGCUGCUUACCAGCUGAAGGAUGUGGUGUAUGCUCUAGAAAUGGUGUUCGAUAUGAGGGCCAGGAUGAGAAAGUUCACUUCAGAACUGUCUCAUGUGUUGAUCCCUUAUAGUAAGACUGCAUUACUUAUUAAGGGUUUUUGUGAUGAGAAGUGGGACAUGUGUUUUAAAUGUGGUCAGCCAGGCCAUACACUUAGAAAUUGUCCGAUUGGUAAGGUUGGUUCGGGAGCGAACAAGAUUUUGGUUUCCUCUUCAUCUACUCCUGCACCAAAGGGUGUUGCUUCUACAUCUAUUUCUGCUUUUAGUAUCGACACAGGCUGGAAUCAGUUAUAUGCUCUUGUGUCAUGA
Molecule: messenger RNA, 552 nt
Organism: Capsicum annuum
Lineage: Eukaryota; Viridiplantae; Streptophyta; Magnoliopsida; Solanales; Solanaceae
Exons: 3
Coding region: 1-552 (183 amino acids)
Molecular function (GO): nucleic acid binding; zinc ion binding
Source: RefSeq, a predicted model, not a curated record